Messenger RNA from Penicillium subrubescens, 2544 nucleotides. RefSeq names its product U5 snRNP component Snu114, putative. The transcript is spliced from 5 exons. Gene Ontology annotation, biological process: mRNA splicing, via spliceosome. Gene Ontology annotation, cellular component: U2-type catalytic step 2 spliceosome; U4/U6 x U5 tri-snRNP complex; cytosol. NCBI's taxonomy places the organism in Eukaryota, Fungi, Ascomycota, Eurotiomycetes, Eurotiales, Aspergillaceae. Gene Ontology annotation, molecular function: GTPase activity; U5 snRNA binding; GTP binding. The record is from RefSeq and is a predicted model, not a curated record. The coding region runs from base 1 to 2544 and encodes 847 amino acids.
AUGGACGACCUAUACGAUGAGUUCGGUAACUACAUCGGCGAAGCCGAGUCCGAUGAGGAGCAGCAGGAGCAGGUCCCGCAGGCCUUCAAGUUCGACGAGGCCUUUGAAGAUGAGGAGGAAGAGGAGGAGGUCAAUGACCAACAAUUGAUGGAGGUUGAUGAGGGACCUUCAAACGCGGUCAUUCUACACGAAGACAAGCAAUAUUACCCCAGCGCACAACAAGUAUAUGGCGCCGAUGUCGAAACUAUGGUCCAGGAGGAAGAUGCGCAACCGUUGUCCGAACCCAUCAUUGCGCCCGUCCAGCAGAAGAAAUUUGCGAUCGCUGAAACCGAGCUUCCCCCGUCUAUUUCUCCCACACACGACCUCUCGGCGCGGUUAGAAAAGCGGCAAGGAAAGCGCAAGGAGGAACAGCUUCGAUAUACCGACGUUCAUUUCUUGGAGCGCCAGCGUGGCGUUUCUAUCAAAUCGGCUCCCAUGAGCUUGGUUCUUCAAGGAACCAAGGGCAAGUCCCACCUGGUCAACAUUAUUGAUACCCCCGGUCAUGUGAACUUUGUGGAUGAGGUCGCCGCAUCGGUCCGCUUGGCUGACGGUGUUGUUCUCGUGGUGGAUGUUGUCGAGGGUGUGCAGGCGAACACCGAGCAGAUUGUCAAGCAUGCGGUCUUGGAGGAUAUCCCCUUGACCCUGGUUGUCAACAAGAUGGAUAGGCUUAUCUUGGAGCUCAAGCUACCUCCCAACGAUGCCUACUUCAAGCUGAAGCAUGUGAUUGAAGAAGUCAAUACCCUCAUUGAAAAUAUCGUUCCAGGUCAGGGUGAGCGACGACGAUUGAGCCCCGAAAAGGGCAAUGUCGCAUUUGCUUCUAGCUCGAUGAACUGGUGCUUUACCUUGGAGUCAUUUGCCCGUAUGUACGCCGACACCUACCCGAAGCUUGAUUCUACAGAAUUCGCCGCGCGCCUCUGGGGUGACAUUUUCUUCAACCCCAAGAGCCGAAAGUUCACUCGGAAGGGUGUGGAGGAGAACUCGAAGCGUGCAUUUGUGAAGUUUAUCCUGGAGCCCAUUUACAAACUGUACUCUCACACGCUCAGUGAGAGUCCCGAGGAUCUCAAGCAAACGCUGGCGAGUGUGGGAGUCACUUUGAAGCCUUCUCAAUUGAAGACUGAUGCAGCUGAGCUGCUCAACCUCGUGUGCGAACAAUUCUUUGGUGCUCCCACUGGAUUUGUGGAUAUGAUUGUGCAGCACGUUCCUUCUCCCGUUUGCGGUGCCGAGCGAAUGUUGGAACGGUACUACACCGGCCCUCUGGACACAAAGGUUGCGACUUCGAUGUCUACCUGUGACCAGGAUGGUCCCUUGGUCGUUCAUGUCACGAAGCUGUUCAGCACUGUUGAUGCUAGUGGAUUCCACUCUUUCGGACGUAUCCUGAGUGGUACUGCUCGUCCUGGUCAGCAAGUCCGAGUCCUGGGAGAGGGAUACACCCCAGAGGAUGAGGAGGAUAUGGUCAUUGCAACCAUCUCAGACACAUGGAUUGCCGAGACUUGCUAUAACAUCUCUACCGACGGCGUUCCCGCCGGUAACUGGGUUCUGCUCGGUGGCGUUGACAACUCUAUUGUCAAAACGGCAACACUCGUUCCUCUAAAGCUAGAGGACGAUGAGGAGCCGUAUAUCUUCCGUCCCAUACGGCAUAUGACCGAGUCUGUGUUCAAGGUUGCUGUAGAGCCCGUGAACCCCUCCGAAUUGCCGAAGAUGCUGGACGGUCUGCGCAAGGUCAACAAGAGCUAUCCUCUGAUCUCCACCAAGGUCGAGGAGUCUGGUGAGCAUAUCGUGCUGGGAACUGGCGAGCUCUAUAUGGACUGUGUGCUUCACGAUCUUCGACGGCUGUACUCAGAGAUGGAGAUCAAGGUUUCUGAUCCGGUUACGCGAUUCUGCGAGACUGUGGUUGAGACCUCGGCCAUCAUGUGUUACUCUAUCACGCCAAACAAGAAGAACAAGAUUACGAUGAUUGCGGAGCCUUUGGACGAGGGUAUUGCUGAGGAUAUUGAAAGCGGCAAGGUCAACAUCAAGGACCCUAUCCGUAAGGUCGCACGCUAUUUCGAGGACAACUACGACUGGGACAAGCUUGCGGCCCGUAGUAUCUGGGCGUUCGGUCCCGAGGAGAUGGGGCCCAACAUUCUUCAGGACGACACACUGCCCUCGCAGGUGGAUAAGAAGCUGCUGGGAACUGUGCGAGACUCGAUUACUCAAGGUUUCAGCUGGGGCACGAGGGAGGGGCCUUUGUGUGAAGAACCAAUUCGGAACACCAAAUUCAGGCUCACCGACGUGUCUCUUGCUGACCAAGCCAUCUAUCGCGGUGGAGGUCAGAUCAUUCCUACCGCUCGCCGCGCCGUCUACUCAUCAUUCUUGAUGGCCUCGCCCCGACUCAUGGAGCCAAUCUACUCCUGCACAAUGACCGGCCCCGCAGAUGCCGUCGCCUCGGUAUACACCGUGCUCUCCCGCCGACGAGGCCACGUCCUCUCCGACGGCCCUAUCGCCGGUACCCCCUCUACUCUGUGA